Molecule: messenger RNA, 1133 nt
Organism: Polypterus senegalus (gray bichir)
Lineage: Eukaryota; Metazoa; Chordata; Cladistia; Polypteriformes; Polypteridae
Product: adhesion G-protein coupled receptor G5-like
Exons: 4
Coding region: 1-759 (252 amino acids)
Biological process (GO): adenylate cyclase-activating G protein-coupled receptor signaling pathway; cell surface receptor signaling pathway
Cellular component (GO): membrane
Molecular function (GO): G protein-coupled receptor activity
Source: RefSeq, a predicted model, not a curated record
AUGCAUGUCUUCUUAAAAGUGUUUUAUUUACAGAAAACUUCAUUUUUCAGGCUAAAACCUUCAGACCAGGCCUGGUUCAUCCACCUCAAUCUGGCAGGAGCUGUACUGCUCUUGAACUUGGUGUACCUCUGUAGUGCUGCUAUACCAGCCGUUCUGAACAUUUCCUGGCUUUGUACGACCACAGGCCUGGUGCUGCACUUCUCCCUUAUCUGCUCCUUCACUUGGAUGACAUUGGAGGCCUGUCAGAUGUACCUGCUAUUGUGGAGACCAUUCGAUGUCUACAUAAGGCAUUUCAUACUCAAGUCCACCUUUGUAGGUUGGGGAGUCCCUGCUCUUAUUGUGCUCACAGUUGUUGCUGCUGACAAGAAUAAUUACGGUCCAAUUUAUAACAUGUGCUGGAUCACAAAAUCUGCUCUACAGUACUGUUUAGUGUUGGGAUACUACGGAGUUGUAUUCAUCUUCACCACUGCCAUGUUGGUUGCUAUGAUUUUUAAGAUUGUCCAAAUAAAGCAAGCAAACAAGCAGACUUACAAUGGAAACACCAGCAUCUGCAAAUUCACUUCCACAUUUCUGGGACUAGCCUGCCUGCUGGGUACUACUUGGGGACUGGGAUUCUUCACUAUUAUUACUCAGAGUUUGACAACUCAGUAUUUAUUUUGCAUCAUAAACUCCUUGUAUGGUUUUUUCCUAUUUUUAUGGAUCUGUGCUCGAUGGAAUAAUGAGAAAAAAACCUGUCAGGAGAACAGCUCCAAUUCUUAAAUUACUAAUGCUUCUGAUAACCAUCAAUUCUGAAAGUUUAAUUUUUGUCUAAUAUAAAAGAGUUUUGUGAGUCAAUCAAAAUGGAACUGCACUUUAUUUAUCUGUCUCUGUAUGUUCUAAAUAUUUUUCCCAAGCUUGUACUGUAAACUCUCCCAGUCCAAAUGACAAUUUUAUUUACAUCUAUUUUUGGAUGUUUGAUCAAAAUUAGGUUUAUUAUGGGUAUUUUGCUUAAAACAUUCAUCACUAUGCCCCUGCUUAGAAAGUGCAUUUUCUGAUGGUACUUUGAUGUAUACAAAGUGUUCAUUAUGACAGGGCACCACCAUGUAUGUAAAUACAUAAAAAAUGUUAAAAUUGUUGAAAUGAUCACGUACAAA